Messenger RNA from Leishmania braziliensis MHOM/BR/75/M2904, 1170 nucleotides. RefSeq lists its product as hypothetical. The record is from RefSeq and is a predicted model, not a curated record. The transcript has a single exon. The coding region runs from base 1 to 1170 and encodes 389 amino acids. NCBI's taxonomy places the organism in Eukaryota, Euglenozoa, Kinetoplastea, Trypanosomatida, Trypanosomatidae.
AUGACGGAGCCUGGGCACAGAAGCAGCAGCAGCAGCAGUAGCGAUGCUUUGCGCUUCCACGCAGCACAUCGCACCGAAGUUGCUACUAAGCUUUUAGUUGACCCGGUGCCGCACCAGGCGGUAGUGCGCUCUGAUUCAUCGUCAAGUCCUGAUGCAGGGCAGGCCACCCUGGAGGCUUUCAUGAAUAGCUAUGAAGAGGACGCGGUGAGCUUCAUCGCAAGCUUUUUGCAUCUUACCCAUAAUGAUAGGGUGACCGCGCUGGCAAAGCUCGAGGGCUAUGAGGAGUCCCCAUCUGCUGUUGACGCGGCGGCAGGCAAUGCGGUGCCGCGGGCAUGCAAGUCAGGUGCCCCAUCUGCCGACCUGCGCCAACCUCUGCAGCAGCACGAACUGCUAGCAGCGCAACGCGCACUGGCUGAGCGCCACACCGCCCACGUCCAGGAAAAGUAUGCUACGCUGCUGUCCUUGGCGUGUCCCCCACAUCGAUACGAAAGCGAACUUCAGUCUUUGGACAAGACAAUAUCACCGGCAUCUGUCGGCGUAUCGUCUGAUGCGGUCUGUGUCGCCGAAAAGGAGGGUCUGGAAACGAUUCAGCUGGAGGAGGGCACGCGCACUGGCAAUCUUGUCGCAUUCCUCGACAAGGGUAUGACGGAAGCUCUCACCAACUUCGACAACUUCUUCGAGACGGACGCUCCCCCACCCCGUGUUCUAUUCGGCGUACCCGAUGAGCCGCGAGGCGAUCUACCGACCCCGUCUUCACAGCUCCCUCUUCCGACGCUAGACGAAAUACUUGCCGAGGAGGUGGAGGAGCCGGCUACGUCUCUCUCUGGGCAAUCCCGCUUAUCGCAGACGCCGUGCGCUAGGGACACCGGUGUUACCUCUGAUGCGUUGGGAGAGCGGUCUCCGAGUGGACGUGAAAGCUGUGCCUCAAGCAUGACUUCAGCUGGGGAGAGUGUUGCGCUGCCGGGGCUGCAGGAUUCGUGUGUGAACUUGGGCACACCUGACGAAACCUUUCGAGAGACCUACAACGCCGACUUUUUAGCCCAGCUUCAGGAGGUCUUUUCGGAAGAAGAUAACUACGUGCAGUCCUUUGCCUUGGAUCCCUUCUUCAACUACGACGCCGACCUCCUCGGAGAGGCAUUUCGUGCCGGAGCUGCAUGGCGGCAAGAUUGA